Messenger RNA from Trichobilharzia szidati, 1068 nucleotides. The record is from the annotation of a GenBank genome assembly. NCBI's taxonomy places the organism in Eukaryota, Metazoa, Platyhelminthes, Trematoda, Strigeidida, Schistosomatidae.
AUGAAAGUUACUUUCAAGACGUUGAAACAGCAGACGUUCGUUUUAGACCUUCAGGAAGAUGAUUUAGUUGGUGAUGUUAAAAAAAAAAUCGAAGCAGAAAGGGGUGGUGAGUUCGUGGCAAGCACACAGAAACUGAUACAUUCAGGGAAAGUUAUGGAAGACACUAAGUGUUUGAAAGAUUACAAAGUGACGGAUUCAGGUUUUGUUGUGGUUAUGUCUGUCUCAAAAGCGGCCAAAGAUACACCUAAAGAACCGGUGAUUGCGAACCUAACCAGUCCCGCCUCUGAUAAUAAACCUGUCGCAGAGAAGAAAAAUACUGUAGCGGAUGUUAAGGAGAACACUGGCAGUAAAUCGAGUCCUGUCUCCCACAACAGCCCACCUGCAGUUGCCGCCACUCCAUCGGAUCACUGUAAUACUCUGGGCAUUGGUGAAAGUUCACUGGUCACUGGCGAAAAUUUUGAGCGAGUUGUUCAGGAAUUGGUAUCUAUGGGAUAUGAAAGGUCAUCGGUUAUCCGUGCAAUGAGAGCAGGUUUCAACAAUCCAGACAGAGCAUUUGAAUACCUUUCAUCAGGAAACAUUCCAAACGUCGACAUAGUUGAGCAGUCACCGGCUCAAAGAGAAGGAACUGAAAGCGUAUCUCCAGAAGCACCUGGCGACGUUGAUGUCCCGAGCUCAGAGUCAGUAAACUCGGAUGACCCAAUCACAGUUCUUGCUAGUUUACCUCAGUUUCAACAAAUGAGAGCGCUAGUACAAGCAAAUCCUGAUCUAUUACCACAGCUCAUUCAACAAAUCGGGAAUGAUAACGCGGAUUUGUUCAGGCUCAUCCAAGAAAAUGAACAAGCAUUUCUGGAGUUUUUGAAUACUCCAGCCUCCGGUACUCCCCGUUCUCCUGGUCAGCGUCAAACUGUGCUUACGAUGACUGCUGACGAACGUGCUGCCGUGGACCGUUUAAAAGCUUUAGGCUUCCCUGAGGAGUUGGUUAUUCAGGCAUAUUAUGCGUGCGAGAAAAAUGAGGAUGCAGCGGCGAAUUUCCUUUUAAGCGAAAACUUGGACGAUGAAAUGGUAUGA